Molecule: messenger RNA, 423 nt
Organism: Auxenochlorella protothecoides
Lineage: Eukaryota; Viridiplantae; Chlorophyta; Trebouxiophyceae; Chlorellales; Chlorellaceae
Product: Serine/threonine-protein phosphatase 2A activator 2
Exons: 4
Coding region: 1-423 (140 amino acids)
Biological process (GO): mitotic spindle organization
Cellular component (GO): nucleus; protein phosphatase type 2A complex; cytoplasm
Molecular function (GO): peptidyl-prolyl cis-trans isomerase activity; protein tyrosine phosphatase activator activity
Source: RefSeq, a predicted model, not a curated record
AUGCGCCGUCUGCAGACCACAUACUGGCUGGAGCCCGCCGGGUCGCAUGGGGUUUGGGGCCUGGACGAUUACCAAAUCCUCCCUUUCCUUUGGGGUUCCGCACAGCUGGUGGACCAUGGGGACAUUACACCGGGGAGCAUCCACAACCCUGCGGUGCUUCAGGAUGGGAAGGAGGAGUACAUGUACCUGUCUGCGGUGGCCUUUGUGAAGCAGGCAAGCCCUCCUGGCCAGGGAAAGGGCACAGUGAAGAAGGGCCACCUGGCAGAGACCUCGCCCAUGCUGAACGACAUCUCAGGCUUGCCCUCCUGGACCAGGGUCAACGCCGGCAUGAUCAAGAUGUACCAGGCGGAAGUCUUGUCUCGGCUGCCCAUCAUGCAGCACUUCCUCACCGGCAACCUCCUCCCCUUCCAGCAAGCCGCCUGA